AUGUUACUUUCUGUAAAAAGCUGUACAUUUAAUAUUUUCCAACAUUACGGAAAUGUCAUAAAUAGAAAUAAACUAUCUGAAGUAUAUCAUUCGCGGUUUCUUAACCUCAAUAAUAAUCCAUUUAUAUGUCAAUUAUUUAACAUAAGAAGAAAUUUAUUCGUAACCGAUACCAACAUUGAAAAAUAUUUGGUUCAUCUUAUGAAUACGUAUCAAAGUGAUCAUAAAGGAAAAGGAAGUAUUUCUGAAAUUCUUAAAUUGCACGAAAUACCACGAUUAUUGAAUGAAAAAAUUAAAAUAACUGAAAACAUAAAGAGCUUACAUGAUCUUGGUAAGGAUGAAGAAAUAAAGAAUCUUGUAAAGGAAGAAGAAUUAACAUACACACAACAAUUGUUACAGAUAGAUCAAGAAAUUUUAAAUAUUACUUUAGGAUAUAUAGAUAUAGAACAUUAUAAUAAUGUUAUUAUGGAAAUAGUACCAGGUGUAGGUGGUCAAGAAGCUAUGGUUUUUGCCAAAGAUUUAUUAAAUAUGUACAUAUCCUAUUUUAAACAUUUAGAAUUUAGUUAUGAGAUAAUAGAGAUGCUUGAUAGUGGAAUUGGUGGAUUAAGGAAAGCUGUUUUGUUGAUAUCCAAUAGUAAUGCUUUCAAGAAAUUGAAAUAUGAAAGUGGUAUACAUAGAGUACAAAGAAAUCCAAUAACAGAAAAAUCUAGUCGUUUGCAUACCAGUACAGCUGUUGUAGUAAUUUUACCAGAACCUAAAGAUGUAGAAAUUAAACUGCUAGAUAAAGAUUUGAUAAUAGAAACAAAGAAAGCAUCUGGAGCAGGAGGACAGCAUGUAAAUACUACAGACUCGGCAGUUAGAAUAACUCAUAUACCUACUGGAACAGUUGUAACUUGUCAAUCAGAUAGAUCCCAAAUAAAAAACAAACAGUUAGCAUUAACAAAAUUAAGAACUAUAUUGUAUGAGGAAUACAUUGACGAGCAAGCUUCAUUCAGUAAUAAGAUACGCAAAAAACAAAUGGGAAAAAGAUUGAGAAAUGAAAAAAUAAGAACAUAUAACUACCUUCAAAAUCGUGUUACAGAUCAUAGGAUAACAGAUGGUACAAUCUAUAAUUUAAGAGAAUUCAUGAUAAAUGGGGCAGUUUUGGAAAAAUUCGAGGAUAAACUCUAUAAGGAUUUGCAACUGAAAACUUUGCAGGAAAUUAUAGAAGAAAUAAUGACACAAUCCAAAUAACACUAGUUUUUAACAUUUGCCAUCUUGAUAAGAAACGAUUUUCAUUUUAC
This is a messenger RNA of Eufriesea mexicana, 1280 nucleotides long. It is a transcript of the gene mRF1, whose product is annotated as mitochondrial translation release factor 1. The record is from RefSeq and is a predicted model, not a curated record. Gene Ontology annotation, biological process: translational termination. The transcript is spliced from 2 exons. NCBI's taxonomy places the organism in Eukaryota, Metazoa, Arthropoda, Insecta, Hymenoptera, Apidae. Gene Ontology annotation, molecular function: translation release factor activity. The coding region runs from base 1 to 1230 and encodes 409 amino acids.